UAUUAUCAAAAAUAACAAUUAUUUGUAAGUAUCAUCUCAUUUAUUUGUCUAAAAUCAUUUAUUAUAAAAAUGCCUUUAUUUUUCGUUUCGUUUGUAGAGGAUCAGGUUAUUUAAAAGCAUCCUGGCAAAUCCUAAUGAACACUUUAAGAAAAUAUCUCAAUCAUCCUCUUAAAAAGCGAGAUGAACAAAAAUUCCUGUACUCACGAUUAUAUCUGUUCGAUGAAGAAUACACAUUAGAUCGUAAUCAAUAUUUAUGGCAAUCAUAUUUAGAUAUCCAAUCACAACAUCAAACAUCAAUUUGGCCACAAUCCGAACGUGAUCUUGAUUGUUGUCGUAAUAAAUUGAAUACACAAGCUCAAUCAUGGAUACCAACACUUCCUCCAGUAGAAAUACUUGAUAAUAAUCUGAAACAAUUUGUUGAAACACAAAAUAAACGUCUAUCUAGCAAUAAUGAGAAAGAAUUAGCGCAAUAUAUAGGUAUUCUAGAUGAAAACAAGACAUUACAACAAAUAUUAUCAUUCUAUUUGACACCGAACGAUCAGGU
Messenger RNA from Adineta ricciae, 544 nucleotides. NCBI's taxonomy places the organism in Eukaryota, Metazoa, Rotifera, Eurotatoria, Adinetida, Adinetidae. The record is from the annotation of a GenBank genome assembly.